This is a messenger RNA of Trichoderma harzianum CBS 226.95, 1194 nucleotides long. RefSeq lists its product as hypothetical. Gene Ontology annotation, biological process: macroautophagy. The transcript has 2 exons. Lineage: Eukaryota; Fungi; Ascomycota; Sordariomycetes; Hypocreales; Hypocreaceae. The record is from RefSeq and is a predicted model, not a curated record. Gene Ontology annotation, cellular component: fungal-type vacuole membrane. The coding region runs from base 1 to 1194 and encodes 397 amino acids.
AUGAUCGGCCCCCACCACCUGGACGACGAUAUCGAGGCGGCCGAGAGCUUCUUCAACGCCGUAUCGUCCAUCCGCGGCCACAUCCACGAGGACUUUGGCCAGGCCGUGGCCGAUCUCGUCGGGCUGGGUAACGGCAACGGUUACACGGGAGACAUCGGCAGUCCCGGCCACCAUCACCACGACGACGACAGCAGCUUUACGAUAUACGAGCUAAUCUCCAAGAGCAAAUUCACCAAAAAGUUCGCCAAGCUAGUCGACGACCACCCUAGCGUGGUGGAUCUGCUCAACAGCACCUCUGCCAACUACACGCUCUUUGUACCUGUGGACAAGGCCUUUGAGGACAUCCCGGACGAUCAUAAGAAGCCUAGCAAAGAGUUUAUCGAAAACGCCCUGCUCUACCACAUUGCCAAGGGCGAGUAUCCGGCACUCAAGAUCCUGCACUCGUACACGCUGCCCACUGCCUACGACGAGGAACUUCUCGGCGGUGAGCCUCAGCGUCUUCGUCCCUCUGUCAACUUGGGCGGAGUCAAGCUCAACUUCUACAGCAAAGUGAUCGCUGCUGACAUUGCAGCCAAGAACGGCAUUAUCCAUGCCGUCAAUCACAUCCUGGUGCCGCCCCCUUUUAUCGGUCGAAUCAUCACGCUGUUCCCUGACCGGUUCUCGACCCUGCUGCUUGCCUAUGAGAAGACGGACUUUGUCAAGGAGAUUCACGGCAUCAACCUCAAGGGCAGCACCGUCUUUGUCCCCACCAAUGAGGCUUUUAACUGGCUGGGGCCCAGGGCAAACGCCUUUCUCUUCAACACCAACAAGGGACACAAGUACCUAAAGGCCAUUCUCAAGUAUAACAUUGUGCCCAACGCUACGCUCUACACCGAUGCGUUCUACGACGAGAGAGAGUCGGAGCAGCAAAAGGAGCCGGUUGAGGAGCUUACCAGCGAGCACUACGACCUGCCCACGCUGCUCGGCGACGCACACAUCAGCGUCGACAUUGCCCGCAUCUUUGGGUUUGCCUCCAUCAAGGUGAAUGGCUAUUCGCGAGUGGUUAUUCCCAACGGUGUGGCCAAGAACGGCGUCAUCCAUGUCGUCAACCGAGUUCCUCUCCCUCCUCACAAGGGCCACCGCCACCACCAUUCAGAGAACGUUGGUGAGAUCGACGUCAAGGAUCUGAUGAACAGACUUGCGGAUUACGUGUGA